Molecule: messenger RNA, 1616 nt
Organism: Callorhinus ursinus (northern fur seal)
Lineage: Eukaryota; Metazoa; Chordata; Mammalia; Carnivora; Otariidae
Gene: LIPM
Product: lipase family member M
Molecular function (GO): hydrolase activity, acting on ester bonds
Source: RefSeq, a predicted model, not a curated record
CGGAGAGUUCUGGAGUCCACCUAAGGAACCUCAGCAAUGCAGUGUAACAAAUAACCUGAGAAUAACCACACCCAAGGAUAAAGGAAGACAGCCUCAUUUUGCCUGCAUCACUCCAGCCCCUGAGCCAGCGUUGCUCCUCCGGGUCAGGAGGGAGCUCCCCGGCUGAGAGAAUGCCCCUCGCUGAGAAAGGAAGAAGGAGAACGGAGAUGUGGCUUUUGAUUCUGGUGGCGUAUUUGUUCCAAAGAAAUGUGAAUUCAGGAUGUAUGCCAACUAAAGCUGCGGAUCCGGAAGCAUUCAUGAAUAUUAGCGAAAUCAUCCGACAUCAAGGCUACCCUUGUGAAGAGUAUGAGGUUGUGACAGAAGAUGGGUACAUCCUUUCAGUUAACAGAAUUCCUCAAGGCCCAGCGCAACUUAAGAAAACAGGUCCGAGGCCAGUGGUAUUACUGCAGCAUGGCCUGAAUGGGGACGCCAGCCACUGGAUCUUCAACCUGCCCAACAGCAGCCUGGGCUUCAUUCUGGCAGACGCCGGUUUUGACGUGUGGCUGGGGAAUAGCAGGGGGAACACCUGGUCUCGUAAACACAAGACCCUCUCCGUAGACCAAGAUGAGUUCUGGGCUUUCAGUUAUGAUGAGAUGGCUAGGUUUGACCUUCCUGCAGUCAUAAACUUUAUUUUGCACAAAACCGGCCAGGAAAAGAUCUACUAUGUCGGCUAUUCACAGGGCACCACCAUGGGCUUUGUUGCUUUUUCCACCAUGCCAGAACUGGCUCAGAAAAUCAAAAUGUAUUUUGCUUUAGCGCCCAUAGCCACUAUUAAACAUGCAACAAGCCCUGGUACCAAAUUUUUGUUGCUGCCGGAUAUGAUGAUCAAGGGACUGUUUGGCAGAAAAGAAUUUCUGUACCAGACCAGAUUCUUCAGACAGUUUGCUAUUUACCUGUGUGGUCAGAUGAUUAUGGAUCAGAUUUGUAGCAACUUCUUGUUUCUUAUGGGAGGAUUUAAUACAAACAAUAUGAACAUGAGCCGAGCAAAUGUGUAUGUCGCUCACAUUCUGGGCGGGACGUCCGUGCAAAAUAUCCUACACUGGAGCCAGGCAAUGAAUUCUGGGGAAUUCCGGGCAUUUGACUGGGGGAAUGAGACCAAAAAUCUGGAGAAAGGCAAUCAGCCAACUCCCGUAAGGUACAAGGUCAGAGAUAUGAUGGUCCCCACCGCAGUGUGGACUGGGGGUCAGGACUGGCUUUCAAAUCCAGAGGACGUGAAGACGCUGCUCUCCGAGGUGACCAAUCUCAUCUACCAUAAGAACAUUCCUGAGUGGGCACAUGUGGAUUUCAUCUGGGGCUUGGAUGCUCCUCACCGUAUGUACAAUGAGAUCAUACAUCUGAUGAAGCAGGAGGAGACCAGCUUCUCCCAGGGAAAGUGCGAGAUCAGGCUGUGAAGCAUCCGAUACUGAUGAGUCUUAGGAUUUUUCACGAUUUCCAGAAACUGGAAACCUCUCCUAUCAGUAGAAGGGGGUGGGGAAGGGAGGGCAGAGAUAUAAUACGCAUUCCUUCAGAGUUCCUGUAUUUGACACUAAAACGGACAUUUAAAUUUUUUUAGCUCAUUAAAAUACUCAUUGGGUGAA